Notothenia coriiceps (black rockcod) is the source of this 1454-nucleotide messenger RNA. RefSeq names its product serrate RNA effector molecule homolog. The coding region runs from base 81 to 1454 and encodes 457 amino acids. Gene Ontology annotation, cellular component: nuclear body. The record is from RefSeq and is a predicted model, not a curated record. The transcript is spliced from 10 exons. NCBI's taxonomy places the organism in Eukaryota, Metazoa, Chordata, Actinopteri, Perciformes, Nototheniidae. Gene Ontology annotation, biological process: primary miRNA processing; mRNA processing.
CCGCCAACUGAAGAAGAAGUAAGCUGAAGUUGUGGAGCAGAAGAAGAACCAGACCAUCAUACGUUCAACUCAUUUCUAAGAUGGGAGACAGUGAUGAUGAGUACGAUCGCAGGAGAAGGGACAAAUUCAGACGGGAGAGAAGUGACUACGACCGUUCGAGAGAGAGAGACGACAGGCGCAGGGAUGACUGGAACGACCGAGAGUGGGACCGGGGCAGGGAACGACGAAGCCGUGGAGAAUACCGGGAUUAUGACCGAGGUCGGAGAGAGAGAUUCACGCCGCCCAGACACGACAUGAGUCCUCAGCAGAAACGCAUGAGGAGAGACUGGGAUGACCAUGGUGGAGAUCCUUACCGCGGGGGGUACGACCUGGGCUAUGGGGGUGGGGGUGGAGGAGGAGGCGGCGGAGGCGGCGGAGGAGGAGGAGGCGGCGGGGGUCCAAGCUAUGGCCCACCGCAGCAUUGGGGCCACCCGGACCUACACCUCAUGCAGCCUCAUCACGGCAUCCCUAUCCAGGCGAGACUGGGUAACCUCCAUGACAUGGAUCUGGGUCCCCCCCCUCCCAUAAUGAAGACCUUUAAGGAGUUCCUGUUGUCUCUGGAUGAUUCUGUGGAGGAGACGGAGGCGGUCAAACGUUACAACGACUACAAGAUCGACUUCCGCCGGCAGCAGAUGCAGGACUUCUUUUUGGCUCAUAAAGAUGAAGAGUGGUUCAGGUCCAAGUAUCAUCCGGAUGAAGCCAGUCUACUAAAGGCCGAGGCCCAGAGCGCGCUGCACAACCGAGUGAACGUCUUCAUGUUCCUGAUGGAGAACAGCUGGUUUGAUAACGUCUCCCUGGACAUCGAACAGACCCCCACCAUCAUCAAGGUUCUGGAUGCAGCUGUGAUAAAGAUGGAGGGAGGCACGGAUCAUGACCUGCGUAUCCUGGACCUUCCGGCUGAAGAGGAGGAGGAGAGGGAGAGGGAGAGGGAGAAGGAGAGGGAAAGGGAGAAGGAAAGGGAGAAGGAGAGGGAGAGGGAGAAGGAAAGGGAGAAGUCUGCCUCUGUCUCAGGUGGAGGCGAACCUCCCAAGAAAGAAGACCUCAAAACAUCGGACGGUGACCGUAAACUCUCCGUGGAGAAAGACAAAAAUGAGAAGGAGGAGAACGGCUCCGCCAGCACAGAGCGAGCAGCUGCAGCCGAAGGGGUGGAAGUGAAAGAGGAGGCAGAGAAAGAAGCAGCCAAAGAGGAAACACCUGAACCCAAGAAACCAAGAAGAAAGAGGAAGCGCAGCGGAGACAGCGACGACGAAGGCACCGCCUCGGACAGCGACUCUGACUCCGAUUCAGACUCUAACUCCAUCUGCUCUGAUAAACCUGUGAAGAAGAAGGAGGAGGAGGAGGAGGAGGAGGAGGCGGAGGACAAGGAUGAAGAGGAGGAAGAGGAGGGUGAAGGUAACGAGCAUCGAGACGGGUAA